Molecule: messenger RNA, 864 nt
Organism: Gasterosteus aculeatus aculeatus (three-spined stickleback)
Lineage: Eukaryota; Metazoa; Chordata; Actinopteri; Perciformes; Gasterosteidae
Gene: ppdpfa
Product: pancreatic progenitor cell differentiation and proliferation factor a
Biological process (GO): cell differentiation; multicellular organism development
Source: RefSeq, a predicted model, not a curated record
CCCGUGCCACAACAGCACGUGCAGGCUAGGCACCUAUAAAGCUCGGUCCUCCCAUAGAGGGGGCAGUCAGUGCUUUAAGGUCGUCUACUAAAUGGGCCAUCGUCACAGUUAGCGCUAUUCGCGCCUUUCAACCACGUCCUGAUCUUAAAGGUUUCCAUUUCUCCACCCGUGAGCAAUUUUCCAGCUAAGGGCGGCAAAAAUGGCAGCAAUUCCAUCCACUGGCUCCCUCAUCGCCACGCACGAUUACUACAGAAGGCGCCUGGGAUCCAACUCCAGCAACAGCUCCUGUGGGAGUGCGGAGUACACUGGAGAGGUUAUUCCACACCCCCCAGGUCUUCAAAGGCAAGAUUCUGGCCACUGGUGGACUUCAUUUUUCUUUGCCAAACAGAACCAGCCCGGCAUGCCGAACGGAUCUGACACUCAAAAGAACAGCACCUACACAGUGGCCAACGGUCAGGUGACCUGCGUCGCCAGGGAAAUGGUUUUGAACAGAAAACUCAGUGUAAGCAGCGACAACGGAAAGUCCGAAACAUCGACCCCUCCACCUACUUCCGCCUAGACUCCACCCCCGCCUCACCUACCUGUCUCCUGCCAUCGCCCCCCCACAUGGCCCCUACAUGGCCCCUACAUGGCCCCCACAUGGCCUCCACAGCUCGUCACCCAUCACCUAGUCCACGUCACCGGAGAUGAUGAUGAUGAUGAUGGUGGUUGUUACUUUUUAGUCAAUGCUUUCUGUUUUUUGCCCACCAAUAGUAUAUUUUUGUUAUGACCAAAAGUUUAAAAAAGUAUGUAAAAGUGUUUUUCAUUUUGUUCUUGUGACUUUAAACUGUUAAUAAAUAAUAAAUAAAAUGCUUACAGCAUUAA